AAAACAAUAUAAACCUUUCUCGUAUUCCCAAGUCUGCAAAACUUCUUCCCAGGGCCAACUACCUCCGCCACAAGCGAGCCUUCCGAAAGAACCCUGACCUGAGUCUCAACUGUUCAUCACAAAGCUUAGGUGUCUUCUCUUACUGCGGCUCUCGUCAAUAAUGCAAUUUCGAUACCUUGUACCGGGCCUUUUGGCCCUGUACGGAGCUCAAGCUGCCCCUGCUCCAGCAGAGGACGCCCCUAACAGUUUCGCCGAACGCAGUACCACAACAAACGCUGCAGCAUCAAACUAUAUACCAGCUUCGACCUUCCAAACGGAUGUCUUGGCCGCCAAGGCUCUCGUGAAUCUUGCGAUCUAUGAAGUUUCUAAUCCCUCAAGCAGCUGCAACCUCCUCAACGCAGCAAUCCGCCGGGAAUGGUCAACACUUUCACAACAAGAGCGGCUGAACUAUAUCAAUGCUGAACUAUGCUUGAUGUCGAAACCAACUCAUGAUCCUUCCUUCGCGGCUGGUGCAAGGUCCAGAUACGACGACUUCGUGGCCGUCCACAUCAACCAGACACUUAUGAUUCACGGAACAGCCAACUUUCUGGCAUGGCACCGCUACUUCACCUGGUCAUUUGAACAGGCACUAAGAAACGAGUGUGGCUAUACUGGCUACCAACCGUACUGGAAUUGGGGCAAGUACGCUUUCGAUCCUCUCGACUCACCCAUCUUCGACGGCAGUGCGUACAGCAUGUCCGGAAACGGGGUUUACGCCGCGCACGGCUGUACCAACGCGCUUCCGACCGGGUUGAACUGCAUUCCUCCCGGCGCCGGCGGUGGUUGCGUGAACACCGGACCCUUUGCCAACUACACUGUGAACCUCGGCCCUGUGUCACCGACGUUGGACAUCCCGGGCAUCAUCAACUACACUAGUCCAGACCCUCUGGCCUACAACCCCCGCUGCCUCCGUCGCGACAUCUCAUCUUGGGUAUCUUCGAACUGGACAAAGGACUCGGACGUGUACGACCUGGUCACCAAAUACAAUGACAUCUUGUCUUUCCAAACCCGCAUGCAAGGAAACUUCACAGCCGGCUUCUAUGGUGUUCACACUGGAGGGCACUUCACCACCAACGGCGAUCCCGGUGGUGACCUGUUUGCUUCCCCGGCCGAGCCGACCUUCUUCCUUCACCACGCUCAAAUCGAUCGAACGUGGUGGAUGUGGCAGAACCAAGAUCUGAAGGAUCGCCAGAAUGCUUUCGCGGGUGGCACAUCGACUCUGGACCCGACGGGCAGCCCGCCAGGCCACUUGACUGACCCGAUCAUCAUGGGUACCUUGUCAAAGCAGGUGGAGAAUAAAGACGUGAUGAGCACGACGGGCGGCCCUCUGUGCUAUAUCUACGUAUGAUGAAAGUCAGCCUUUUUGGACACGGCUCCUUCUUCCUUCUUUUUCUUGCCGUACAUAUUUUGGGUAUCCAAACUGAGCGAACA
Exophiala viscosa is the source of this 1470-nucleotide messenger RNA. Its product is annotated as tyrosinase. Gene Ontology annotation, molecular function: oxidoreductase activity. The transcript has a single exon. The record is from RefSeq and is a predicted model, not a curated record. The coding region runs from base 161 to 1387 and encodes 408 amino acids. NCBI's taxonomy places the organism in Eukaryota, Fungi, Ascomycota, Eurotiomycetes, Chaetothyriales, Herpotrichiellaceae.